Messenger RNA from Colletes gigas, 3126 nucleotides. Its product is annotated as luc7-like protein 3. NCBI's taxonomy places the organism in Eukaryota, Metazoa, Arthropoda, Insecta, Hymenoptera, Colletidae. Bases 461 to 1543 code for a protein of 360 amino acids. The record is from RefSeq and is a predicted model, not a curated record. Gene Ontology annotation, cellular component: U2-type prespliceosome; U1 snRNP. Gene Ontology annotation, biological process: mRNA splice site recognition. Gene Ontology annotation, molecular function: mRNA binding. The transcript has 7 exons.
CGUCAUGGAUAAAUUCGUGUUAUCGUAUUUUUUUUCUCAUUCAAUAACAUUAACACUAAAUCAAUCCGAAAAAUAGUUGACAGAAACAUAAAAGGAGCCAUGAUUUAUUUAGCAUUCGUUGUUUAUUAAAUUGAACGUGUACAAAUUUAAGGUUUCUCUUGUUCCUUUUCACGUUCUUUUGAUGCAUAAGGUGUCGCCAUAUUGUUUGCUACACUACCGCCUUCAGAAGUGAAAAACUUCGGGGUUAGAACUUAAGUAUCGUCACAUCGUUCGUGUCUCUUAAUGUUCGCGUGGAUUUGUCUCGUUUUCGUAUUGAUUCGCAUCGUUUCGUCGCCUGUAGAUCCUUUCACGUGAAAACCAAACAACGUACAAUAUAUUUUCUGUAGUAUUUGCCCAAUAGUUAAUCGGUGAAUUUCGUAUACUCUUGAUAAACGACAUUUGAUACGAAGAAUUUUGGAAUAUGGCUGCUGCUGCUGCUGCUGCGUUACUCGACGAACUUAUGGGAAGAAAUAGAAAUGUUCUUCCUAAUGAAAAACCCAAAGAACUUAAUUGGGAAGAUCCAGAGUUUUGCAAACUAUAUUUGGUAAAAUUUUGCCCCCAUGAUCUGUUUGUUAAUACAAGAGCUGAUUUGGGUGCGUGUUCCCGCGUGCACGACGACGAGGCCAGAGAAUUGUUCGAGAAGGCGCCGUACUCAUACAGAAAACAACAGUACGAGGAUGAGUUUAUUAGAUUUUGUCAAAGCAUGUUGAACGAAGUCGAAAGAAAGAUAAUAAAGGGAAAGCAACGGUUAGCCCUUAUAGGAAGAACGGAAGCACCUACUUUAACACCAGCACAGACUCAAAGGAACGAAGAACAAAUUGCUCUCUUAACCGAAAAAAUAAAUAAACUGGUAGAAGAGGCGGAACAAAGCGGCAUACAAGGAAAUGUGGAACAAGCACAGGGCCUAAUGAGAUUAUGCGAUCAAUUAAAAGAAGAACGAGAAACACUCAGAAAAUCAAACGACAAUAGUCAUUAUAAUCAAACUGCUGAACUAGCUGCUGCUCAGGAAAAACAAAUGGAAGUAUGCGAUGUAUGCGGUGCGUUUCUUAUUGUUGGCGACGCUCAACAACGAAUUGACGAUCAUUUAAUGGGAAAACAGCAUGUUGGAUAUGCGAGAUUAAAAAGUGCUCUUCAAGAAAUCAUGAGUAAACGCGAAAAAGCCAGAGAUGAAAAAGAACAAAGAAGAGAGGAGGACCGAAAGCAAAGAGCACGCGCUAACGAAGAACUUGAUAGGCGAAGAAGAGACGGAGACAGAGAUAGAGAUCGUGACAGAGAAAGAGAUAAACGACGUCGACGUAAUGAUGAUGAUAAAGCCAGGCAUGAUUCCGGCAGUCACAGAAAUUCUGGACACAGAAGUAGGAGCAGAUCAAGAGAUAAACAUGAUAGACAUCGAGAUGAUGAUAACCAUCGACGUCAUGCUCGAGACAAAGCAAAUCGUGAUCAUCGGAGCUCAAGUCAUCAUAACCGUCGUCGCCAUCGAUCUAGAAGUCGAAGUCACAAGUAACUACUCUUGAUUGGUUAGUGAGUGAGAAGUAAGCCAGGUAUGCACUAAACAAUAUACCAUAUUCGUCUCAAUUACUGUACAGGUUCUUUACCAGGUGAGUUUCAUUAGAUGCACAUAAUAUAUACAUGAUAAUUAUCUGUAAUUUUGAAGAACGGCAUAGUCACAGCGAGCCAGUCUCUGGUCCUGCCUAUUAAUCGGAGAAACACUCUUACUAAAUUUCAUAUGGACCUGAUCGUACAGCGUUUAAUUUUCAAAGUGACGAGCUUGUUCUAUGUAACAUAUUACUGAAAAAAGGUGCAUCGAGGUAAUGUCGAGCAAGGAGUAGUAAAAGUCGUUCCCAUACGAAAGGUAUUUUUAUCAUGUAGUAUUAUAGAUAUUGUCUACAGAGCAAGAUAGGAGAAGGUAUACCUAUGCUUGCUUUGAUCGGUAUAAUGUCUUCAUAGGGUAAAUCAAUUAUAUAAUUUCAACGACUGCAUAGCUUUUUUGUCGAAAAGAAAUUAGUGGUUUAGUGGAGGAAACAGUGCCUACUUCCGUAGACCUGCCACAACAGUGCCCUGUGUGACUGUGACUAUACAAUCCUAGCUUCUACUACGCAUUUCUGAGGUAUUUAUAUCGGAAUGAUAAUACCAAACAUGUCCUUUUAUUAGGAAAGUUUAGAUAUUUUGAAAACGGUGAUCUUUAUUUUGGAGCGAUACUUGAGUGCUUAGUUACAAUAACAAACUCCUGCUCUUACUUUCCUUAUUCCCUGAUUGCUAUUUAUUGGAGCAUACUCAGUUUAAAGCCGAACGAUGUGUCUACUAAUUAGUCAGGGAAGAUAUUUGAUAUAGGAUUGAGAUAAUGUAUCUGCGUGUAUAGUCCAGAGAUGUAAAAAAAAAAAAACUAUUUAUUUAACAGCCGUUAGACUAUAAUUGACGAUGCGGUUAAAAAAAUUGGGCUUAUAUGUUGGCAUAUAGUCGCAUCGGUAUAUGUAUGUGUUUUCUUCCGAACUUUAUAUAUGAAAGUUCAAGAAAUAUGUAUCAUGUACACCGAAUAAUAUACUCUUCUUUCCUUUGCAUGCAUUUUUUCUCCGUUAUUUUUAGUUUUGAAAGACAGGACAUGGGCGAAGCUCAAUCAAAUUUUCUAAUUGGGUAGUCGUAAUUCUUAGUGUGAAAUAGUACGUCGAUUUAAAGGUUGAUGUCAGGUCACAUGGAGUCAUGUAUUUGUAUGGUGCUCCCAGGAAAUCCCCUCUUAAUCAUAUCUUUGACUCAUUCUUUUGUCGUGUCCUUCGUUUCGGCUUGAUAGAAGACUCAUACAUUGCGCGCGUACUACAUUUGUGUGAUUCGUGUUCGCUCAUAAUAAAUCCUUCACACAUCAAAUAAUCUGCUUUUGAACCAACUAGACAGAAAAAAACGAAACACAAAAAUAAUAGCUUUAAAUAAAGAAUCGUCUUGUAUUGUUACAUUGGGAUGAAAGAAAUUCUAUGUUUUAAAAAGGAUCAACGGAUUUUUGCUGUUUCAGUUUGAAUUGUUACAUUUCAAGUCAUUGUUUUCAUUUCAUUUUUAUUUCAUUAUCUUAAUGUACCUUAGUAUUAAAUAUUAUAUUUA